Molecule: messenger RNA, 2870 nt
Organism: Triplophysa dalaica
Lineage: Eukaryota; Metazoa; Chordata; Actinopteri; Cypriniformes; Nemacheilidae
Gene: rassf10a
Product: Ras association domain family member 10a
Exons: 1
Coding region: 191-1579 (462 amino acids)
Biological process (GO): signal transduction
Source: RefSeq, a predicted model, not a curated record
UAUAACUAUCAGUUCGAUGUUACGGGCGCACGCAACCAGCCAGCACAAGUUGUUACGUAUAUUUUUUAUUUUAUCAAGUAAUUUUUCUAAAACUUUCCAGCUGACCCAUGGAUGACAAACCGGAUAUUGAGUUCAUUCAAACUCCGUGAACGACUGGACUGUUAAACCUGUUUCAGUAACCUGAAUGUGAAUGAUGGAACCGGAGGAGGGUAAAAUCUCGGUGUGGGUAUGCCGGGAGGAGAAGCUGGUAUCCGGACUGUCGAGACGAACCACCUGCGCGGACGUGGUGAGGGUUCUGCUGGAUGAUCAGAACUUACUGAAAGGUGAGAACGCAGCGAUGCUCACUGGCUCCCCGCAAUCUUACUGCGUCGUGGAAAAGUGGAGAGGGUAUGAAAGGAUAUUACCCAAUAAAACUAAAAUCCUCCGCCUUUGGACCGCCUGGGGUGACGAGCAGGAGAACGUGAGGUUCGUCCUGGUUAAAAACGAGGCGUCCCUGCCCAACAACGGACCGCGGAGCGCCGAGGCGCGCGUCGUGCUCAGCAAGGAAAGUCCUUGCACCCACAAGGGCGCAACCAGACCCACGAUGGCGAUUUCCCAAGACAAACAACGCAGGAUCGUGCGUAAGGCUUUUAGAAAGUUGGACAAAAUAAAUAAAAAGAAAGAGGAGACUUUGAUACGAGACGAUUCGUCCGCGGAAAAAAUGGAGACGCUCGUUCAUCUUAUUAUCUCACAGGAUCACACUAUUCGACAGCAGAUACAGCGGAUCAAAGAGCUGGACAACGAAAUCGAGAUGUGUGAAUCAAAAGUUCACUUUGACAGGAUGAAAAGACACGGGGUAAAUUACGUCCAGGACACCUAUAUGCAGGACCAGUGCGCGGAGACGGAAUCCACCGGACACCCAGACGCGCCGUGCGCUUUUACGCGUGCUGUUGAGCAGUUCGAGGAUUACGCGUCACGGUGCGACGAAGUGAUCAAACUGCAGGAGGAACUAACUGAGCAGGAGGCUCUGAUGGAUAUACUUUCGGGUGAAAUACAGGAAGAACUUAACCACAGGUGGAUGAGACGGCGACGAGAGGAGCUCUCCGACAAAGACGCGGAGGAUGUGGCUGAGGAAAUUGCCCUUAGGGUGACUUCGGUCCUUGGGGAUACAAUCUCAGAGUUUCAAGAGCCCCUGUUUGACAAUGACCUUCAGCUAGACGAGGAGAGAAUCAAAACACAACUGGAUACGAGUUUGUACAUCGGGCUGCGCUUGAACACAGAUACGGAGAGCGCAAAGAACGACUUGGAAUUCAGUCAGGAGCUUUUGGAUGCGAAGGAACGGGAGUUGAGGGAACUGCUGGAAAAGGUUCACAGAUUAGACGAACUAGAAGGGAAAAAGUCGAAGGACAGCAAAGAUGGAUCGACUGAGCAUGAAAGCGAGCAGGUGCCUCUCGUUGACAAGGAUGAGAAUAUUUGGGUGGAGCAGGCGAGGGGACUCUCAAAGACCUGCAGGGCCAAUGAUGAUGACUCGGACACGGGACUGAGCUCAAUGCACAGCCAAGACUCAGAUAACCCAGCUGUUUGCGAGUCACUUGUGUGAGUCGUUCAGUGCUGAACUCAGGGAACAUUUGUCUCUAUUGAUUUCAAUGUAAUAUUCUCUCUUUAUAAGAGAGAAAUGCAUGCAAAAUAGACCAGCGUAGUGUUAUGAUCGUCUCACAUGUACACACAUGUACAGUAGCUUGUAAGGCGCUUACUUACCAAAUAGUAACUCAUUAACCAACGUAUAGACUGAGAUGUCCACUGUGUGCAGACCAAUGUUUAUAUAAACAACAUGCAUUUGUUGUAUUGCUUGUAGGGUGAUGUUAAAGAAUUACGUAUUUAUUGUUGAAAUGUUUAGGCAUAUGAAACGGCUGUGUUAAAGGGAUAGUAAACCCCAAAAUGCUAAUUCGGUCAUCAUUUACUUACCCUCUUGUCAUUUUAAACCUGUAUGACUUUUUUUGCAGAACACAAACGUAGAUAUUUUGAAGAAUGUUGGUAACCGGCACCGGACUUGCAUUGGUUUUGUGUGCACACAAUAGAAGUGAAUGGGAGGUGUUCAAAACAUCUACUUUUGUGUUCUGCAGAAGAAAAUAACACAGGUUUAAAAUGACAAGAGGGUGAGUAAAUGACAGAAUUUUUGGUGAAGUAUCCAUUUAACCAGAUAUAACUUCAAUGUCAACCCACCUUCACCAGAUGAAUAAUUAUAAUGAUUUGCUUACAGGUUUUAGAGAAUAAAUAAAUGUUCCCCAAAAGGGUUUAGGCAUUAUAGGUUUGUUAGUGUUGAAAACUAACGCAGAAAGAAUCAAAAUCAUAUUUUGAAUACAGUGUUGGGUGUAACUUGUUUCUAAGUAAUUAGUUACUGUAAUUUAAUUACUUUUCCCUUGAAUUUUUUCCCCCUGUAAUUUAAUUACAGUUACUUUUGAUGUAAUUGAACUAAAUACUGUGUAAUAUAUUCAAUAGUGGAAAUGACAUCAAAGUUAUAAGUCUAACUUAAAAUGUAUCCUUUAAUGAUCCUCCUCACAUUUGUAUACUUUGGUUAACUAAUAAGAACAAUUUAAGUCGUUUUUUUUUUUUUUUGAAUGAAUUAAAUAAGCCGUUUCAUGUCUAUCCUCAAAUCAAUUCUAACCAAGGUCGAUGUAGGAUAUAGAAAGUAAUGAGAAAUAAGUAACGGAAUACUUUUUGGAGAGAGUAAUUUGUAAAGUAAUCCAAUAACACUAUUGAAUAUGUAAUUAGUAACUAGUAAUGAAUUACUUUUUCGGAGUAACUUACCCAACACUGUUUGAAUAUUAAAACAUUCCUGGCUAUGAAGAUGCAAAUGAGGUGCUGCAAAAUAAACUUUGAAGAGAGAUGAA